GAUUACUCAGGCCUCCUUGUUUGCUGUCAACGUAGUAGUAGGCGUAAAACGAUGAGAUAGAACGAAUCCUGGUUGCUGAAAGCACAAUUUCACCGUCUGUAAACAUGACUAACGUUUAUUCCUUUGAUGGCAUCCUGGUGUUCGGACUACUCUUCAUCUGCACCUGUGCGUACCUCAGGAAGGUACCCCGGCUAAAGAGCUGGCUGCUUUCGGAGAAAAAGGGUGUCUGGGGUGUCUUCUACAAAGGUGCAGUGAUUGGGACGAGGCUUCACCUGCCCGUGGCGCUGUCCUGUCUCUCCAUGGCGUUCUACGUGCUCUUUAUAAAGUGACAGAGGGCGGCCUGCGCUCGUGGGCAACACAGAAGAUGCACUCCACACACCCGGCGUCCCAGGGCCCGCAUGCAGGAUGAAGACUGCCCCCUACUGGCCCAAACGUUCACGGCAUUCACCGAGCACAGAGAGACGUGUACCUAAUUUAAUUGUGAAUACUGGAAAACAAAGUGGAUUUUUGUGGUCACAGGUGAAGGAUGCAAAAGAGACUAUGUUCACACCGUAGAUUAGUUUUUGUACAAUUUCUGUCACCAGUGAUGAAAAUGUAGAGAAGGCGAGUUGGUCUGACUUUGAAAGGAAAGCCAAAGGUCACAGCACGGUGGGGUUUUAGAAUAUAAUUCUUAUCUCUGUACGCAGCAGGCUGGCUGGUUUGGGAUCUCAGUAAAAUAAUGGGAAAUGAGGUUCAAUAGAUCUGCUAUAUUGGGCCACCUCCCCCACACUUUGGCAUCGGAAUGCUAAGGGAUCAUCCAGAUCAGUUUUCCUAUAGGAACUUUCCUUGCUUUUCUCAAAUAUGACUCAACAUGAGUGCCUUUAGAUUGGGACCAAUUUAAGAAUAGGGUGAUUCGUUUUCACAUCCUACAUUUUAGAAGUAUAAGUAUAGUUGAAAAGUAAAGUAACAAAACUAAUGACAGUAGAUUAAGCCCAGAGCGUACUUGUUAUUAUACAAAUGAAUUAUCUGUUAAAAGAUCCUCAGUCUUAAUGGUAGCAUUGAUCUGCAGACUUUAUAAACACUUUUUUAAGCUGAGAUGAUUUCUUGGACACAGAACGUAGUGUAUGCGAGCACAAAUGUAAUUGUGCAAAAUGUGUUGCCGCCAAUUUUAAGCAAAAAAGCACACCAUUUAGGAAUAAUUGUGGGCAAUGUGUCCUCUUCAGUCCAGAUAUUCCUUUACAUUUUAGGCUUUAUGGCUGUAUCCUAGGAUUAUAUUUGAAGUAAAUUAUGAAAUCGGUUUAUGGGCCUCAUUUAAUUUCCUCAUAAUGUAUGGUUUUGAGAGUCCUCACAUAAUUGCAAAUAAAUAAGUAAUGCCCUG
This is a messenger RNA of Conger conger (European conger), 1357 nucleotides long. Its product is annotated as protein kish-B. The transcript has 3 exons. The record is from RefSeq and is a predicted model, not a curated record. The coding region runs from base 105 to 329 and encodes 74 amino acids. Lineage: Eukaryota; Metazoa; Chordata; Actinopteri; Anguilliformes; Congridae.